Molecule: messenger RNA, 1032 nt
Organism: Diaporthe amygdali
Lineage: Eukaryota; Fungi; Ascomycota; Sordariomycetes; Diaporthales; Diaporthaceae
Exons: 3
Coding region: 1-1032 (343 amino acids)
Cellular component (GO): cytoplasm
Source: RefSeq, a predicted model, not a curated record
AUGCCAUUCCCAACCCGCAAAAUCGGCGACGAUGACGUUUCCGCCAUCGGCUUAGGCUGUAUGGGCAUGUCCUUUGGCUAUACCUCCUUCGGUGGUUACGACGACAAGGAAUCCCUCAACGUGCUCACCCGUUCUGCUGAUCUUGGUUUGACCUUCUGGGACACCAGUGAUAUCUAUGGACCUCAUACCAACGAGAAGCUCCUCGGCAAGUGGUUCAAGGAGACCGGCAGGCGGAAGGAGAUCUUCCUCGCCACCAAAUUUGCCAACUACAUGGACCCCAAUGGUAACAUGUCAGUGCGUGGCGACGCUCCCUAUGUCAAGGAGGCCUGCGCCGCGUCUCUUGAGCGCCUCGGCGUUGACCAGAUCGAUCUGUACUACCAGCACCGCGUUGAUGAUAAGACGCCCAUUGAGGAGACUGUCAAGGCGAUGGCAGAGCUGAAGGCCGAGGGCAAGAUCAGGUACCUAGGCCUGUCGGAGUGCUCAGCCAGGUCGCUACGCAGAGCCCACGCCGUGCACCCGAUCGCAGCGAUUCAGAUGGAGUUCUCCCCAUUUGCGCUCGAGAUCGAGUCGGACCAGACGGACCUCCUCAGGACGGCUCGCGAGCUGGGCGUCAAGAUCGUGGCUUACUCGCCGCUGGGCCGGGGCUUCCUCACGGGCACGAUCAAGAGCCGCGACGACAUCGAGCCCACGGACUCGCGGGCGCGCCACCCCCGCUUCUCGGAGACGCACUUCCCCGAGAACCUGAAGCUGGUGGACGCGCUGGGCGCCGUCGCGGCCCGCAAGGGCGUCACCCCGAGCCAGCUGGUCCUGGCGUGGGUCCUGGCGCAGGGCGACGACUUCAUCCCGAUCCCGGGCACGAAGCGCGUCAAGUACCUCGAGGAGAACGCCAAGGCCAUCGAGGUCCAGCUCAGCCCGGACGAGGUGCGCGAGAUCAGGGCCGAGGUCGAGAAGGUCGGCGGCGGCAAGGGCGAGCGCUACCCGCCUGCCAUGCUGGCCAAGUGCUUUGGUGACAGCCCGGAGCUGCCCAAGUAA